Mercenaria mercenaria is the source of this 1035-nucleotide messenger RNA. RefSeq lists its product as uncharacterized. The record is from RefSeq and is a predicted model, not a curated record. Bases 543 to 899 code for a protein of 118 amino acids. NCBI's taxonomy places the organism in Eukaryota, Metazoa, Mollusca, Bivalvia, Venerida, Veneridae. The transcript has 3 exons.
UUAGAUGCUAUUUCCCCAUUAAUUUUGCCAAAUUUCCAAAAGGUUUUAAUAAACAUGCUUAAAUGUUUUGAUAUUGUUGAUUGAAUGUUAUAAAUAUAUGUUGAACUUUAUAAAGUUUAAUAUCAUUUUCAUACCAGUAGAUCAAAAGAAUAUUUAUGAAAGUCUAUUAUUAGUCUAUUAUUAGACCGUAGUUACAUACUUUAAAUUCAUUAAAUCAAUUAUUGCUUCAAUUAUCAAAUUCUUCUUAGGAACUAUUCAACCAAGAACAUAAAUGAUAACUGGAUCAAUUAACACCUUUAAUUGAAAAAGAAUGUCUUUAAUCUUAUCUUUUAAGAUCUUUUGCUCUCAAACAAACAAUCACUUACAACAAAAGUGUGUGUUUACAUGUGUUCACCCAAUUAUCACUUAAACAAUAGGAUAAAUUGUUAAUUAUUGCAUGCAGAAAGGUAUAAAUUAUGAAGUCAAUACAAAACUAGUACCAUUUACCGAUAAUUACUGAAAGACAUUUGUUUAAGCUCCUACAUUAGAAUACAUUUUCUACCAUGGAUUCAUCACUUAGUCAACUUAUUGCUGCUCAUGACAACACAGAGAGGGAACUAAUAACGUUUGAUGACAGUGUAACCAGUCUAAGCCAGAAGAUAUUUUCAGCAUCAAACCAGUCUGAGAAUCUACGCCUGCUUCUACGGCUUUCUGUUACUGAAGGUGUCCAGGACAUGUACACACAAUUCCACAACAAAACCAAACAACAGGUUCUGGAGAAAUCACAACUUGAAACAGAUAUUACAAUAAUGGAGCACACAACAGCAAUGCUAACACCAUCUAGGGGAGGUAACACCAAAACAGACAAGGCGGCUGGGAUAUGGACUAGCGCUUAUUGUGAGUUCUACAGAGGCUCUUAGAGACUAUUAGUGCUACUUGCUCACAGACCUAACCAAAUUAUAUAUAUAUGAUAUAUCAACAUGUGUUACAUGUACUAAAAUAUGAUGUGCUUUGUUGAAAAUGACGCCUGUUUUUGUUAUGUUAUUGUUAAGGAUA